Naegleria gruberi is the source of this 771-nucleotide messenger RNA. Its product is annotated as C-4 sterol methyl oxidase. The record is from RefSeq and is a predicted model, not a curated record. Bases 1 to 771 code for a protein of 256 amino acids. Gene Ontology annotation, molecular function: C-4 methylsterol oxidase activity; iron ion binding. Gene Ontology annotation, biological process: sterol biosynthetic process. NCBI's taxonomy places the organism in Eukaryota, Heterolobosea, Eutetramitea, Acrasida, Naegleriidae. The transcript has 2 exons.
AUGGUGACAAUUGUCUUGCCAUUUGUCAUUUUGUUUUUGAAUUAUUUCAUUCCUAGUGGAUUGAUGUGGUUGGUAGAGUGGUGCGACUUUGAUUUUCUGAGGAAAUAUAAGAUUCAACCAAAAAGGAAAAAUAGUGGAAUGAAAAUUGUUAAGGCAACAUUCUAUUUGUUAUUUAUUUACUUUUUGGUGAUUCUUCCAAUGUAUGCAGUUGCUUUUCACUUUCUUACUCAAAUUGACUACUUUAGUCUCGAAGUUUCGAAUAUCCCAAAUUGGAAAGUUCUUCUCCUUCAAUUAGCUUUCUGUUUCUUCAUGGAAGACACAGCUCACUACUGGUUCCAUAGGUGGCUUCACACACCAUGGGCCUACCACGUCAUCCACAAAAUCCAUCACGAAUUCGAAUCUCCAACUAUACUUUCCACUAGUUUCGCCCAUCCCUUAGAAAUUUUAAUACUUGGAUUCGCCACCUUUCUAGGACCUCUUCUCCUCCGUCCACACUUCCUUACUCUCUUAAUCUUUGUCAACCUUAGACAAUUGGCAGCUUGUGAAACUCAUUCGGGCUUUGAUUUCCCAUUUUCUCCGAAUAAUUUGGCGCCAAACUUAAUUGGAGGUGCUGAUUUUCAUGAUUUUCAUCAUCGUAGAUGUAGUGGAGUAUUUUCAUCGAAUUUCAUGUGGUGGGAUAUUUGGUGUGGAACUUGUGGUGGAUUCUUUGAGUGGAAACUCAAACAACAAAAGAAGAAACUAGCAGAAUCGAAUAAAAUUCAUCAAGAAUAA